Messenger RNA from Micromonas commoda, 1411 nucleotides. RefSeq lists its product with no specific name. The record is from RefSeq and is a predicted model, not a curated record. Gene Ontology annotation, cellular component: cytosol. Gene Ontology annotation, molecular function: tRNA (uracil(54)-C5)-methyltransferase activity, S-adenosyl methionine-dependent; rRNA binding; tRNA binding. Bases 32 to 1411 code for a protein of 459 amino acids. Lineage: Eukaryota; Viridiplantae; Chlorophyta; Mamiellophyceae; Mamiellales; Mamiellaceae. Gene Ontology annotation, biological process: RNA processing. The transcript is spliced from 2 exons.
CGUCGGGCGGCGAAGCAGCGCCAUCGCCGCGAUGAGUUCCACCGCCAGAGCGUCGCACGCGCUCUGCGCGAGGACGUGCCGAUUCCUCUCCGGCCGCACCGCCUCGCGCCCAGGGCUGUCGUCGGCGUCCCAGGCGGCGGCGGCGGCGGAGCGCGCGGGAGGAUCGCCCGCCCACCGCGGGCGACGCGGAUGGCAGUGGCGCGCCGUCCGCGCCAGGCUCGACGUCGCGGUCCGGCCGGACACCUAUCGAGAGGAGCUGGACGUCAAGAUCGAGCGCGCGCGCUCGCACUUCGCCGCCGCGCCCGCGCCAGCCCCGACGCCCGAAGUGCCGCACCCUAAACCCCUCGAGGAGAUCCACCUGCCCCCGACCGAGGUGCACGAGUCCGCGCGCUCCAACUUCCGCAUGCGCGCGGAAUUCCGGGUGUGGCACGACGGCGACCGUUCCUACCUCGCCAUGUUCGACAGCGACGACCCGAAGACCCCGAUCGAGGUGCCGUCGUUCCCGAUGGGCUCCGAGAAGAUCAACGAGCUCAUGCCGGCGUUCAUCGAAGAGAUCGGCAGGUCCGAGGUGAUCCGCCGGAAGCUCUUCCAGGUGAACUUCCUGACCACCAUGAAGGGCGACGCGCUCAUCAGCAUGCUGUACCACAAGCCGGUCAAGACGGACGAGUGGGAACUGGAGGCUGAGAAGAUGAGACAGCGACUGGGAGUGUCAAUCAUCGGCAGAAGCAGAAAACAAAAGGUUGUCCUCGGAAACGACUACGUCAUGGAGGAGAUCGAGGUCGACGGCCGCGUGUUGACGUACAAACAGCUCGAAGGUGGCUUCACGCAGCCCAACGCCGGGAUCAGCGCCAAGAUGCUGGAGUGGGCGAGAUCGGCGGCUGUGUCGGACUCUGCCGACGCCGUCGGCGAGGCAGCCGCGCCCGCGCGCAGGAACGACGACCUCCUGGAGCUGUACUGCGGCAACGGCAACUUCACCAUCGCGAUGGCGCCCAUGUUUCGCGCCGUCCUGGCCACGGAGGUGAGCAAGGUUUCGGUGGCGGCGGCGAAGCUCAACGCCGACGCAAACGGCGCGGGGAACGUUGCCUUCGCCAGGCUCUCCAGCGAGGAGCUCACGCUGGCGCUGGACCAGGGAAAACAAUUCGCCCGCCUGGACGACGUACCCCCGCUGGAGUCCUACGACCUGCGGACCGUGCUCGUGGACCCGCCGAGAGCCGGGAUGGGCGAGGAGGUGAGCACGUUCGUGUCUCGCUUUGACCGGAUAGUGUACAUAUCGUGCAACCCGGAGACUCUCGCCGCGGACGUGAGGACGCUUCGCGACACGCACGAGGUGGCGCGAUUCGCCGCGUUCGACCAGUUUCCGUACACCCCGCACCUCGAGUGCGGCGCGCUGCUCAUCGCCAAGGGGAGGUGA